Populus trichocarpa (black cottonwood) is the source of this 760-nucleotide messenger RNA. Its product is annotated as classical arabinogalactan protein 7. Lineage: Eukaryota; Viridiplantae; Streptophyta; Magnoliopsida; Malpighiales; Salicaceae. Bases 116 to 508 code for a protein of 130 amino acids. The record is from RefSeq and is a predicted model, not a curated record. The transcript has a single exon.
ACACCCUCUCUCUCUCUCUCUCUCUCUCAUCAAUCCCUUUAUCAUCUCCUCCCUGUAUAUUUUCUUGUCUUCUCUCCUCUCCUCUCCAUCCUUUCCUUCACAACUUACAACAACAAUGGCUUACAAAAUCUGGGCGCCUUUGAUGCUUCUGGCUCUCUUUGCCGGUUCAGCUUUGGCUCAGGCACCAGGAGCUGCACCAACAGCUUCACCAGCUACAUCACCAUCUCCUGCACCCGCUGCUCCUACAACUCCACCCCCCGCUCCAACCCCCUCUCCAUCAGUCUCUGCUCCAACCCCCUCUACUUCUCCGGCCCCCUCUACUGCUCCAUCCACUCCUCCUCCUUCAUCUCCAGCCAGCUCACCACCUUCUCCCUCUACCCCUGCCCCCUCCGUAUCCAUUCCUCCAAGCGCCGCUUCCCCUCCAUCUCCAAGCGCCGCCGGCUUGAACAAAGCCACCGUGGCUGGUGCUUUGAUUGGAGUCGCUGGUGUGUGGUCUUUGUUGCUGUAGAUCUGAUCAUCGGAUGUUGAUUGUUACAAUUAUAUUUAUGUUUCACUUUAGUCGGGGAUUAUUAUUGUUAUUAUUUCGAGUCGUUUUGUAAUUUUGUUUAUGGACGGUGAUGGUGACUCUUUUGGUUUAUCUUGACGGUUGAUAUUUGAUUAUUAUUGUUGUUGUUAUCAUUGUUCUUUUUUAUGAUUAAUUAAUGAUUGGUCGUCAUGUAAUCAAUCGUUUAUUUUCAAUAAUUUCUUAUUUAUCUCCUCA